Molecule: messenger RNA, 554 nt
Organism: Suncus etruscus (white-toothed pygmy shrew)
Lineage: Eukaryota; Metazoa; Chordata; Mammalia; Eulipotyphla; Soricidae
Gene: LLPH
Product: LLP homolog, long-term synaptic facilitation factor
Exons: 2
Coding region: 3-377 (124 amino acids)
Biological process (GO): dendrite extension
Cellular component (GO): nucleolus
Molecular function (GO): RNA binding
Source: RefSeq, a predicted model, not a curated record
AGAUGGCUAAGAGCUUGCGGAGUAAGUGGAAAAGGAAAAUGCGGGCUGAAAAAAGAAAAAAGAAUGCCCCCAAAGAGCUCAGCAGACUUAAAAGUAUUCUUAAAGUAGAUACUGAUGUUUUAAUGAAAGAUGUUCAAGAGAUAGCAACUGUGGUGGUACCCCAAAGUUGCCAGAUGACUGAAGGUGCAGUAGAAGAUGAAAUAAAAGAUGAUAUGAAAAUGGAGACUGAAAUUAAGAGAAACAAAAAGACUCUUCUAGACCAGCAUGGACAAUACCCCAUAUGGAUGAGCCAGAGGCAGAGGAAAAAACUGAAGGCAAAGCGAGAGAAAAAGAAAGGCAGAAGCAAAGCGAAAGCAGCUAAGGGUUUGGCCUGGUAGCCCUUUAAAAAAUUGAAGAAUGCAAUAUGGACAGUUUUUCAAUAAAUGUAUAGUACAUUGAUUUCAGUUUCUACCAAAUGUAAAGUCUUUCAUUUUAACUUGAUCUUUUUCUUCAAUUCAUAAUUUCUCACAUUUAUUUUGGAUGCUUCAAUAAAAGAUUUUCUUUGCUGAAUGAAA